Molecule: messenger RNA, 926 nt
Organism: Sinocyclocheilus anshuiensis
Lineage: Eukaryota; Metazoa; Chordata; Actinopteri; Cypriniformes; Cyprinidae
Product: SH3 domain-binding glutamic acid-rich-like protein
Exons: 5
Coding region: 127-474 (115 amino acids)
Cellular component (GO): cytoplasm
Source: RefSeq, a predicted model, not a curated record
ACGGAGUAAACUUAAUGUGAAGAGUUCGGCAGAGGCGGGGAAUGAGGAGAGAGAGACCGAGAGACGGGCCAAAACAAGAGUUUGAUCGCUAUUUGCUGCUCUGUGACACCCGAGGAACCUGACACUAUGGUGAUUAAAGUUUACAUCGCGACAUCCUCCGGAUCGACAUCGAUCAAGAAACAGCAGCAGGAUGUCAUGGGCUUCUUGGCAGCCAAUAAGAUUGAGUUUGAGGAAUGUGACAUCGCAGCUGAUGAAGACAACAGGAAGUGGAUGCGAGAACACGUCCCCGAGGAUUUCCGACCGGCGACAGGGAACCCUUUACCUCCUCAGAUCUUCAACGAGGACAGAUACUGUGGGAACUACGAGGCGUUCUUCUGUGCCCGUGAGGACAAUGCUGUGUAUGCGUUUCUGGGCUUGACAGCGCCUCCAGGCUCAAAGGAAGCAGAAGCGCUGUCUAAGAAAACGCAGAUGUAAUCUAGAGAAGCGGCUCUAGCAGAGCUGUAGAACUCCUGCACUUUCUGAUGAUUGAGUUUCUUUUCUUGUUGGUUCUUUUUUUUUCUUUCUUUGCACCCAUUAAAUGAUGUGAUGAAUUAUUUGUCCACUCAAAAGUCCAUCUUAUUGAUUGAACUGUUCAAACUGAAAAGAAAGCAUGUCUGCAGUCGUCCAAAUAGACGAGCAAACUUGAUUUUAAUUAUAUUUAAUCAUUCCUCUAAUGUUUAAGCAUGCAGUUUUUGUUAUGUUUAUGCUUGAAUGUUCUUGAUUAUGUUUGCGGUUCAAGUUACAUUUAAUACGUGCGCAUAUAUUCAGGGUUUCUGGCGGUCUUAAAAACUCUUAAUUUUACCUUUCACAAAUUAAAGCCUUAAAAGGUUUUAAUUCGGAGCAGAAAGUCUUACAUUCAUAAAGGCAGGGUGUUAAAUGCUUCAUGC